Molecule: messenger RNA, 1707 nt
Organism: Peniophora sp. CBMAI 1063
Lineage: Eukaryota; Fungi; Basidiomycota; Agaricomycetes; Russulales; Peniophoraceae
Source: the annotation of a GenBank genome assembly
AUGGAAGGCAUGCCGAGUAGCCUGCCGGGCACUCAAGAAACGCUAGCAACGCAGCCCAGCCAGCCUCAGCCUGAGAUACAGCAGCCGCCCAUUGAUGUUAUGCAAAUGCAAGUCGACCCUCAGCCACAGCCAUCAACGCCUCAGACCCCCUUUGCUAUCGAUAUAGGCACUCUUCAAGAGGGCUCGUCCAUAACACCAGCCAAACGUCCCGUCGGUCGCCCUCGCAAAGUGGUCGACCCAAAUGCGCCCAUAACCCCCAAACGACCUGUCGGACGCCCGCGCAAGGAUGGCCUACCAGCAGGCUCGGUACCGCAGGACUCAAAUUCGCCCAAAGCGAGGCGCCCAGCGCCUCCUCCCGGGCCGUCGAUCUCCGCCCCACCCAUCGCGACUUUGCCGGCGGCAACCGAGUUCCCCGCCGGCGGUCCGCCGCAGACUUGGCAGCAGUCAUACAGCACCCUCGCACAAGCCCUACAGCAGCACCCUCCUCCUGCUCCUGCAGAACAUGAUGCACUUCCCGUACCUCCCGCGCCACCCAUCCCGGUCGCGCCGAUUGUACAAACGCCUCCUCCGCCAACCACCAAUGAGUGGCUCGAGCUCUCACGCACAAACCCCAAUGCCCUCGUCCAACAACUCGUAAUAGCGCUUCAAUCGCCCAAUCUUGCCUCGCGUGCAGGUUUGAGUCUCGAAGACUCUUUUCACAUGCACGUUCAUGCGAAUUCGCCCCCGCCGGGUCAACCACUGUCAGCCGUACCGGCCAUUUAUACAGCAGUCCGUACAUUCUGGCUACCUACCUCACCCGCAUGGUUCAGCAUGACUGCGAGUGGCUCGACGAAUGCGCCAGCACCGGAACAUAGGUUCUUGUACUGGGACCCCCUACCACUCGUCGUGGGAGGCGUGCCAUGCGCGUACUGUAAUACACCACUCAUUCAUCGCGGCAACAUCAAGACGGGACCAUUGAAGGUCUACGAUUUCGGGAGGCCGUUCUACAUCAUCGGAUGCGAGUACCAUUGUACUUCUCCGACGUGCACCGCUGCCUUCGCCGGCGGAAGGAGAUUCAGCAGUGUAGAUCCGGACGUCAUGCGUGGUCUACCCGAGCUUUUGCGAAGCGAGUUGCAGGCGCAUCUCUACGUGACGGCGCCGCACAACGCGUUCGGCUGGGACUGGAGUGCCGUGGGAAUAUCGGUCGCCGUGUGGCGCGUCGUACUGGGUGCUUUGAAUGCCGGAUUGGGCAAGGAUGACGUGGUCGCGCUCGUGAGGGGCGCCAUCGAGGGCGCCAGUGCAGGAAUAGGCGCAAUGGUCAAGACGGACGAGGAUGCGGACGAACGUGCCGUGCAGGGGGUGCUUGAUGGACAGGCUGAUGCUAGUACUGAACCCCGUCCUUCGUCAACACCCGCACCUGUAUACCGCUAUGCGACACCCGCGCCUGCGCCUUACUUCGCCUAUGCAUCGCAGUCGGCCUCCGCCCCUCCCCUCCCCAUGCCGGCUUACUCCUACUUCCAACCCGACCUCAAACGUCUUGCUCAAACCAGCGGAUAUGAGCCUCCGGCCAAACGAAUCCGACAUUGUGUGAAAUGUGGCAGUAAAGACUGUAAGGGCAAAGGAGGGAGGACCUUCUGUAAGAACGCAUGUCAGGAUUGUGGGUCGGAAGGAUGUCCCGGAAGGAAUAGCAAGAGGCCGGAUAAGACCUGCUCUGAGGCGUGGAAUUGA